ACCUAACCCCGGCCUUUCAUCCUCGUUCACUAUAAGAACCUCGAAUACAGCCAUGGAUUUCUCCAACAACCCCGUGAUUCGAUCUGAAUCUGAGCAUGCAACACCUCACUACGGCUUCUUACCACCGACCCUCCAAAACCCAGGCGGCAGCGGAUGCAAUCCCUGUCGUCUACAACGGCGAGUACCAUGUCUUUCACCUCGCAACUCCGCCAAACACUAUUCACCACCCUCCCCGUCUCCGGUCAACAUGGUCGCACAUGCGCUCAAAGGAUCUCGUGAGCUGGACUCGUGAUCCUGAGCCCGCGCUGACGCCCGGCGACUCCAAAGAUGCGCUCGACACGGAUGGUACAUGGACUGGAUCAGCCGUCGAGGGCCCAGACGAGUUGCUGCAUAUCUUCUACACCGGAUAUAACUUGAGCCAUGGCGGGCGACAAGUCAUCAUUGAAGCCGUUGCUACGGAUAAGGCCUGCACCUCCUUCAUCCCAUCCACAGAGCCGAUCAAGGUCGUGAACAACGGCGUCUCAACCUUCGAAGACAUCGAUUUCCGCGACGCCUAUGUCUUCUACAACGAUCUCGAGUCCUGUUACUGGAUGCUCGUCGCUACCCGUCUCCGUUCCGGUCCCUACUGGACGCGCGGGUGUAUCGCACUCCUGACAUCCCCUGAUCUCUCCUCCUGGACAGUGGAAGAGAUACCACUCUUUUCACCAAACGAUAUGUUCUGUCCCGAAUGUCCCGAACUAUUCGAGCUAUCUGGAAAGUGGUACCUCGUCUACUCCCGUUUCGCUGCGCCAGAUGCUGGGACGGUAUACCGCGUGGCCGACUCCCCUCGCGGUCCAUUCCGCAAGAUCUCGGGAGUGGAUUGUAAGUUUGAUGGGAGGCGGUGGUAUGCUGCCAAGUCUUGUCCUAAGAUUGGCGAGGAGGAUAAGAGGGUGUUCUUUGGGUGGAUCGGUGACAAAUGUCACGAGGAUGGGAAAUGGCUUUGGGGUGGGCAUAUGGCAUUACCUCGGGAGGUAUCUGCUGCUCCUAAUGGUGCCCUGGUGAUUAAGCCUUGCCUCGAGGCGCUGACAGCCGCUUUCCCUACCGAAGGUCAGAAGACUGUCGAGGGUGCAGGAAUCUUGGAAUCCUUCGGCGCCACGAAGACCAAAUUCCUUGAUGACGCCUUCCCCACCUCCUACGUCCUCCGCGUGACCCUCACCUCCACCAAUGCCCCCUCCUUUGGCCUCCUCUUCCGCACGAACCUAGAUCUCGCCGGCUACGCUCUCAAAUUCAAGCGCGUCGGGCACACCUUCUCAGUUAUCCUCGCUCAAACUCCGGCGCCGCUGGAUGAUUUCUGGGCGGAUCAGUAUAGGUUGUAUCUCCCUAGGAACGUGGAUGGACCGGAGUUGGUGAGACAUGAUGGGCUCGUGUUGGAGGAGGGGAGGGUGGAGGUGCAAGUCCUGGUCGUGGGGGAGACUGUGGAGUUUUUUGUUGAUGGAAAGGUUGUGUUGUCUUACCGUGUGCAGGUCGAGGAACGGGCUGCAGAUGGCACCACCAUCGGGCUCAUUCCAGAUGAGGACUCGGGAAUGGAUAGUGAUGGGGACGUCGCUGCUCGGCAGAAUGUUGACGAGCAAGCGGAUACGGAGAGAUCAGGCGUCAAGGAGUUUGGGUUGUUUUUAGAGGAUGGAACACUCUGUUAUUCCGAUUUCGUGGUUAUGCCAGCUAAAGCCUAGUCAGCGUUGAGUCCUUCUUGCCGUUGAAACCGUGGGAAAAUAGUCAAGGUCUACUUCACC
Molecule: messenger RNA, 1769 nt
Organism: Saitoella complicata NRRL Y-17804
Lineage: Eukaryota; Fungi; Ascomycota; Saitoellomycetes; Saitoellales; Saitoellaceae
Product: Arabinanase/levansucrase/invertase
Exons: 1
Coding region: 96-1709 (537 amino acids)
Biological process (GO): carbohydrate metabolic process
Molecular function (GO): hydrolase activity, hydrolyzing O-glycosyl compounds
Source: RefSeq, a predicted model, not a curated record